UGUGAACGUCGAGAAAUAAGCGGAAAUAAUGCAAGUUUGAAAUAAACACGGAGAAAUAUUUAACGAUUAAAAAUAUACACGGAAAUUGUGUUAAGUAGUUACAUAUAAUGGCUAGAUUCGAAACGCAACUGUGCCGGGAGUCUCCUACCUGUUAUAACAGUGAAAAUAUAUAUUUCAACGAUCUGCGUCUUAAUGAUGUUUCUAUUAUUGAACAACAAUGGAGUGCGUCAUAUUGUUCUGAUUCAAGUAACAAUCCAAGCUGUUAUAUAACUAAUGCAUGUCCGGGAACUAAUUUAUCUUCGAAUUCAUUCUACCGAUCACCACAAUAUUGUUCUGGUUCAUCGCCAAAAUUUGAUGAUACGGAAAAAGACUUUCAUGAGAUUUUACUCACACCCACUUCAACAAAAACAGUCGGUGUGCCUGCCGUGCGUAUAAUUAAGAAAAGAAAUACGGCCAACAAAAAAGAACGAAGAAGAACACAAAGUAUCAACAAUGCUUUUACAUGUUUACGAGAAAAAAUUCCUAAUGUACCAUCAGAUACAAAAUUAUCCAAGAUAAAAACGUUGAAAUUGGCUAUAUUGUAUAUUAAAUAUCUCGUUGAAGUAUUGGAUGGAGAUCAAGAUCCCAAGGCCGGAUUUAGCGCAGAUUUAAGGCCACUACACAGAAAAAGUUCCAGUGAUAGAAGAUCAUAUUUAAAGCACGAUUUGAAGAACAUUCAACGAUCCAACAAAGGACGCACCGGCUGGCCACAAGAUGUCUGGGCUUCGGAAUUGAUUCCUGAUCAGGAGUGAUAAAUAUUAUUGUGAUUUCUACUUUUUGUUUUAUUAAGUUGUAAGAUAAAAGCGAAUACAAUAUUUUAAUUAAGCGCUUAAAUAAUAUAUUGUUCUUCAAAGGGGGACAUCGAACCGCUAUUGCUCGCUAAUAGUGCAUGUAUGGUUUUUUAGUAUUAUACGUAUGCGUACACAUAUGUAUGUAUGUAUUACUAAAGACACACAUGUAACCAAUUAAUACAUACCUGAAUUAUUAAAUGUCGUUAAUUUUGUUUUUAGAUAUGGAUAUAUUAUUUACGCGUUAUGAUUUAGUAAUUAUUUUUAAGUAUGCAAGAAGUUCAGAAAAUCAACUUCAAAUAAAUAUCAAAACACAAGGUCUACAAACAUCUCUAAAAUCCCCUAAUUAGCAUAUAUGCAUGUAUAUACAUAUGUA
Molecule: messenger RNA, 1203 nt
Organism: Rhagoletis zephyria (snowberry fruit fly)
Lineage: Eukaryota; Metazoa; Arthropoda; Insecta; Diptera; Tephritidae
Gene: Hand
Product: heart- and neural crest derivatives-expressed protein
Biological process (GO): developmental process; regulation of transcription by RNA polymerase II
Molecular function (GO): DNA-binding transcription factor activity, RNA polymerase II-specific; RNA polymerase II transcription regulatory region sequence-specific DNA binding; protein dimerization activity
Source: RefSeq, a predicted model, not a curated record